Messenger RNA from Pipistrellus nathusii (Nathusius's pipistrelle), 1173 nucleotides. Lineage: Eukaryota; Metazoa; Chordata; Mammalia; Chiroptera; Vespertilionidae. The record is from the annotation of a GenBank genome assembly.
AUGGGGGUCAACCAGUCCGUGGGCUUUCCACCUGUCACAGGACCCCACCUCGUGGGCUGCGGGGAUGUGAUGGAGGGCCAGAGUCCCCAGGGGAGCUUCUUCCGACUCUUCUACCCCUGCCGGUCAGAGACCAUGGAGCAGCCCCUGUGGAUCCCCCGCUACGAGUACUGCGCUGGCCUGGCCGAUUACCUGCAGUUCAAUAAGCGCUGGGGAGGUCUGCUCUUCAACCUGGCUGUGGGAUCUUGUCGCCUGCCUGUUAGCUGGAAUGGCCCCUUUAAGAGAAAGGACUCUGGAUACCCUUUGAUCAUCUUCUCCCACGGCCUGGGAGCUUUCAGGACACUAUAUUCCGCCUUCUGCAUGGAGCUGGCCUCCCACGGCUUUGUGGUGGCUGUGCCAGAGCACAGGGAUGGGUCAGCUGCCACCACCUGUAUCUGCAAGCAGGUCUCUGAAGAGAAGCAGCCCUCGAAUGAGCUGCUGGAGGAGGAAUGGAUUCCCUACCGUCCAGUUAAGGAAGGGGAAAAGGAAUUUCACGUUCGGAAUUGCCAGGUGUAUCAGCGGGCAGAUGAGUGUACUCGGGUGCUGAAGAUCCUGCAAAAGGUCACUGCUGGGGAGCCUGUCCUCAACAUCUUGGCUGAUGGGUUGGAUCUGAUGACCUUGAAGGGCAGCAUCGACAUGAGCUGUGUGGCUGUCAUGGGGCAUUCGUUUGGAGGAGCCACAGCUAUUCUGGCUUUGGCUCAGGAGACCCAGUUCCGGUGUGCUGUGGCUCUGGAUGCUUGGAUGUUCCCUCUGGAACGUGACUUUUACUCAAAGGCCCGAGGCCCAGUAUUCUUCAUCAAUGCUGAGAAAUUCCAGACAGUGGAGAGUGUCAACUUGAUGAAGAAGGUGUGUGCCCAGCAUGAACAGUGCAGGAUCAUCACUGUCCUUGGUUCUGUUCAUCGGAGUCAAACUGACUUUGCUUUUGUGUCUGGGAACUGGAUUGGUAAAUUCUUCUCCACUCAAAACCGUGGGACCUUGGACCCCUAUGAAGGUCAAGAGACAGUGGUACGGGCCAUGCUGGCCUUCCUGCAGAAGCACCUUGACCUGAAAGAGAACUAUGACCAAUGGAACAACUUCAUUGAAGGCAUUGGACCAUCGCUCACCCCAGGGGCCCCACACCAUCUGUCUAGCCUCUAG